Messenger RNA from Cutaneotrichosporon cavernicola, 1437 nucleotides. RefSeq lists its product as uncharacterized. The record is from RefSeq and is a predicted model, not a curated record. Bases 1 to 1437 code for a protein of 478 amino acids. Gene Ontology annotation, biological process: signal transduction. NCBI's taxonomy places the organism in Eukaryota, Fungi, Basidiomycota, Tremellomycetes, Trichosporonales, Trichosporonaceae. The transcript is spliced from 2 exons. Gene Ontology annotation, cellular component: cytoplasm; nucleotide-activated protein kinase complex; nucleus. Gene Ontology annotation, molecular function: protein kinase binding.
AUGCCUCAGCGCUCACAACAACAGGGUCAACAAGGUCAACCCGCUGCGCACGGCGUCUCUUCACCACUCUCCGAAAACUCCAUUACCUCUCCUUCACAGCAAAAGCCAGGUAGCGCUAGCCCUCGCAGGCGCAAGAGUCUCGAACUCCCAGACCUCAACAAGCUCAGCUUUACCCCAGCUUCCCCUCAACCCACAACAGCCACUCAGACCGCAAACGCCAGCGCAUCAAACGCUCCAGCCAACUCGUCCCUCCCAUCCAACAGCGCAUCAGGUGGUUCGACCUCGUCGCCAGGUGCAUCUGCAUCGCCUCACCAGCAGCAGGGUAGCGCUGGUCCUGCCGUCGACAGCGGCAACCUCAUGCCACCGUCUAGCGGCUCUGUCAUCCCGGGCGUGACCGUUGUCCCCGUCAACGACUCGAGCACGCACGUCCCUUCCCGGCCCAUCCCUAUUCGCUCACCUCGCGCCAUUGCUGCAGAGCUCCCACAUGACCGCGCGCACCGUCCACGGCCGCAGGUCAACCUUGUCGACUCGCCGCACCGCACCGGCCUCACCCCUCCUCCCCCGACGGCGGCCGCGACCCCGGCCCCACCCGUAUCUGCGGCUGGGACAGACGACGCCAAGGCCAAGCGCGACGGGCUCGUCGACGUGCCGAUUCAGUGGAAUGGCGGUGGCAGGAACGUCUACGUGACUGGCAACUUUGCCGACAACUGGCGUGGGCGCGUCAAAUUGAAGAAGAGCACGCACGACUUUAACACGGUCCUCCGCCUCGCACCAGGACAGUACCGCCUAAAGUUUAUUGUCGACGACUCGUGGCGAUGCUCCAAGGCCAUCCCAGCUGCCACCGAUGACGACGGCACGCUCGUCAACUGGAUCGAGGUCGACGCGCCAAAGACCGAGGAGGAGCUGGCAGCCGAGUGGGCCAUGGACGCCAAGCCCGCGACCAAGGCGGAGGACGUUGACCCGCACCAGUGGACGAGCGAGCUUCCAACCGCCCUCGUGCUGUACCAGUACCUUGAGGAGCUGCCGCAGAUGUACUCAAACGAUGUGCUGCGGCAGUUUGUCAGCACGGCGCCGUACUUUGCGCCCGUGCCCAAGCCCCCUCAACUGCCCCGUAUUUUAGAGAAGGUUAUCCUCAACUCUGAACCCCGGCGUCCACUCGAGCCGGUCCCGGCCAACGCAAGCGGCCCCCAGGCAGAGGCCGUCGAUGACAACGCCAUCCUCCCCACCCCAUCCCACGUCGUUCUCAACCACCUCAUGGCGUCAGCCCAGAAGAACGGCACGCUCGGUGUCGCCACGACCUCGCGCUACCACAAGAAGUAUGUCUCCACUCUACUGUUCAAGUCGAGCUCGCCGCCGUCGGACGACAAACAGUCCCUCCCGUCUCCUCAAGAGCGUGCCGCUGCAUUGGCUGCCGCAGCGAAUGCUGCGUCGUCAUAA